AUGGCGGUGACACCUACACAGCUCUCGAAGCCGUUUUUCUCUACUAAAUCUAUCCAGCAACCGUCGCUCUGGUUUCCGGCGACGCAACGGGUGAAAUCAGCGAGAUUCACCGUCCGCAGCUCCGUCUCCGCCGCGCCGGCGCACGCCGUGGCUUCGAAGGCUGCGGCGGCGAAGGUGAAGUCGGUUAAGGGGAGGCAGAUUGUAGACAGCAGAGGAAAUCCGACGGUGGAGGUUGAUCUGAUCACGGAGGACGGAUCGCUUUACCGCUCCGCCGUCCCCAGCGGCGCCUCCACCGGAAUCUACGAGGCGCUUGAGCUGAGAGACGGCGAUAAGAGCGUGUACGGGGGCAAAGGCGUGCUCAAUGCGGUUAAAAACAUCAAUGAGGGUUUAGGACCUAAGCUCGUCGGGAUUGACGUCAGGAAUCAGAAGGAUGUCGAUGCAGUAAUGCUCGACAUCGAUGGAACCCCAAAUAAAUCGAAGCUUGGGGCGAAUGCAAUCCUAGGAGUUUCCCUAAGCGUAUGUCGAGCUGGUGCAGGAGCAAAGGGCGUGCCCCUUUACAAGCACAUCCAGGAAAUCUCGGGAACAAAAGAGCUUGUCAUGCCAGUCCCGGCGUUUAAUGUUAUAAACGGAGGAAGUCAUGCCGGGAACAAUCUGGCGAUGCAAGAAUUCAUGAUACUGCCCACAGGAGCAGCCUCGUUUUCCGAGGCACUUCGAAUGGGCAGUGAAGUUUAUCACACCUUGAAAGGAAUUAUCAAAGAUAGAUACGGGCAAGAUGCGUGCAAUGUUGGAGACGAAGGUGGUUUUGCUCCAAAUGUGCAGGAUAACAGGGAAGGAUUGGUACUGCUAGUCGAUGCAAUAGAAAAGGCCGGUUACACGGGGAAGAUCAAGAUCGGGAUGGAUGUUGCUGCGUCCGAGUUCUUGACUAAGAAAGGGGAGUUUGUGGAGUAUGAUCUCAACUUCAAGAAGAAACCAAACGACGGUGCUCAUGUAGUUUCAGCACAACGUCUUGGCGACUUGUACAGAGAUUUUAUCCUAGAGUUCCCUAUUGUAUCGAUUGAGGAUCCAUUUGACCAGGACGAUUGGGGUUCAUGGGCAUCGCUGCAAUCCACAGUCGAUAUCCAGCUUGUGGGUGAUGACUUAUUAGUCACAAACCCAGAAAGAAUAGCCGAAGCCAUUCAGAAGAAGGCUUGCAAUGCUUUGCUACUAAAGGUUAACCAGAUUGGAAGUGUGACAGAAUCUAUUCAAGCGGCGCUCGACUCAAAGGCUGCCGGAUGGGGGGUUAUGGUUAGUCAUCGUAGUGGAGAGACCGAAGACAAUUUCAUCGCGGAUUUGGCUGUAGGCUUGGCCAGUGGACAGAUCAAGACAGGAGCUCCUUGCCGAAGUGAGCGGUUGGCCAAAUACAAUCAGCUUUUGCGCAUUGAAGAGGAACUCGGAAAUGUUCGCUACGCUGGCGAAGCUUUCCGGUUUCCUUAGGAAAAAGGUGUGUGGAGGAAGGGAUUGAAAGCAAAAUAAUGCUUCAGAGUUUUGUUUUGUUUUGUAUUGAGUGAAAUCAACUAGUUGAGAUCGCAAUCAAUUAUCGAUCCUCUUUAGAAUAAAGAACAGCACAAAUGGGAAAUCUAGCUGUGGUUUAUUUUGGACUAGAACUAUGUAUUUUGAAUCUGUUUUGUUGUAGAGACAUUCUAUUUAGUGUUGCUUUUGAUAUCGAAUUGAGACAAGCUGUGAAUUGCUUGUUAAGCCUUUUAAGAUACACUUCAAUUAUCCACUUCUCUCUAGACUAUGUUAAGGAUUUCAAUCAAGAAACAAGAUAGAUACAUGUUAUGUGGCAGGGCAUUGCU
This is a messenger RNA of Andrographis paniculata, 1835 nucleotides long. Its product is annotated as enolase 1, chloroplastic. The transcript has 7 exons. Gene Ontology annotation, molecular function: magnesium ion binding; phosphopyruvate hydratase activity. Gene Ontology annotation, cellular component: phosphopyruvate hydratase complex. Gene Ontology annotation, biological process: glycolytic process. Lineage: Eukaryota; Viridiplantae; Streptophyta; Magnoliopsida; Lamiales; Acanthaceae. Bases 1 to 1473 code for a protein of 490 amino acids. The record is from RefSeq and is a predicted model, not a curated record.